AUGGACAUGGACCACCGCUAUUCAAAAUAUGUGGUCAAGUUUAUCAUCGUGUUGGGUCUCUAUUACCUCCGGAUGGGCAACAAUUUAUCUAUGCUAAUAGAAAGUACAUAUCCCAACAUAUCAGAACAUUAUGAUGAUCCUGACUACCUAAAAGCAAGGGCAAUUCUAACACCUACAAAUGAUAUGGUCGACUUAGUCAACGAUUACAUAGUCUCUAUGAUUGCUGGUGACACUAAAGAAUACAGGAGUUGUGAUACAAUUAUCAAAGGUCCAAUUGUGUUGAAGAAGGGUGUUCCAAUAAUGCUCCUUAGAAAUCUAAAUCAAUCUGAAGGACUAUGCAACGGCACAAGAUUAAUUAUUACUUCCUUGGGAGAUCUGAUAUUAGAGGCAAAAAUAAUAACGGGAAUUCAAACUGGAAAAACUGUUCUUAUCCCAAGGAUAUGUUUAUCAUUGAAGAAUUACAAGCUACCUUUUGUUUUGGAAAGAAGACAAUUUCCUAUUAAAGUAUGUUAUGCUAUGACAAUAAAUAAAAGCCAAGGUCAGACACUUUCGGAUGUGGGGAUAUAUCUUAAGAGACCCGUUUUCACUCAUGGCCAAUUAUAUGUUGCUAUAUCACGUGUCACAUCAAAGAAAGGAUUAAAAAUACUGAUUGAAGAUGACAAUGGCAAGGCAAACAAUGAAACAAAAAAUAUAGUGUACAAAGAAAUAUUUUCACGCUUUAGUAGCAUAAAUAUGUAA
Messenger RNA from Zea mays, 738 nucleotides. Its product is annotated as ATP-dependent DNA helicase PIF1-like. Gene Ontology annotation, cellular component: replication fork. The record is from RefSeq and is a predicted model, not a curated record. Gene Ontology annotation, biological process: DNA replication. The transcript has 3 exons. NCBI's taxonomy places the organism in Eukaryota, Viridiplantae, Streptophyta, Magnoliopsida, Poales, Poaceae. Bases 1 to 738 code for a protein of 245 amino acids.